UUGCCCCCCGCCUCCUUUCAUUCUAGAAGCAGCUUUUUAGCGCAAGGGUCGUGCACGCCCCCGCUAUUAUUGUUGUUGUUGUUGCCGCUCCUCCCCUGCUUGUCUCCCUGGGUGGGGACUUUCCCAGCUCAAGCCCGCCCUCUUUGCAAAAGCGCCUAUAAGAAGCCCGGGGACGAGCAGCCAAGCAGCAGGCAAAGCAGGCUCGAGGACAGAGUUAAAGGAGGCUGCCACGCGGAGCGGUGUCGUCGCGAUCAGGUCCGACCUCCCUCCCGCCUUCCUGCGUGAACCAAUUCUUGCUGCGCCACUAGAUCCAGCUGCUGCCGCCGCCAUGGCUCCGAUGACGGUGAAGGCCUACCUGCUGGGCAAGGAGGAGGUGACUCGCGAGAUCCGCCGCUUCGCCCUCGACUCGCCUGCCCGCUACCUGCCGAUACGGGACAAGAUCGCCGAUCUUUUCCAGGGGCUGCUUCGCAAUUCCGCAGCCGCCACGGGCGCCUUUCAGAUGUACUAUAAGGAUGAAGAUGGAGAUAUGAUUGCUUUUUCCAGUGAUGAAGAACUGAAGCUGGCCCUGCCUUGUGUGAAAGAUGGGAUUUUUCGCAUUUAUGUUAAGGAGAAAAAGGAGCUGAAGCGUGACCACCUGCACCGCCAAUCCUGCAGCCAGGAGCGCCCACCAAACAUGGUGCAUCCCAACGUGAUCUGUGAUGGUUGUGAUGGCCCAGUUGCGGGUGCAAGAUUCAAAUGCACUGUUUGUCCUGACUAUGACCUGUGCAGUACUUGUGAGGGAAAAGGUAUCCAUAAGGAACAUAACAUGAUUAUGUUUCAGAGUCCAUUGCUCCAUCCAUUUGAGUGGCUUCCCAGAGGUCGCUGGCUUCGUAAGAUGAAACAUGGUGUUUCACCUUUUGCAUGGAUGCAAGGCUGUGGUCACCCUUGUCCUGCCCGCAAGUGUCAAAACCCUGGCCAGGCACAAGGUAGCACUUCUCAGAGUGCUGCUCCUGAGCAAGCUUCUAGCAGUCAAUCUCAAGAUCCCAAUGUCACCUUUUUGAAGAAUGUUGGAGAAAGUGUUGCUGCAUUUCUGGGUCCACUUGGUAUUGAUGUUGAUAUUGAUGUGGAACAUGAGGGACAGAGGAGCAAAGUGUCACCUAGUACAGAACCUAGUUCUGAGAAGAGAGGUUCCAGUGACCAGACCGGACCAGAAGCAAGUACCAGCAGCAAACCAGCUGCAGAUGCAGAUACUCUUACAGACCAGCUGCAGGAAAUGGCAGUACAUUCUCCUGCUACACAGAUGGAAGAGGAGAACCUCUUGUCAGAGGAACCAGCUGAAUCCAGCAGCAGUUCAGGGGCAGAUGAGGACUGGACCCAUUUGUCUCCAAAGGAAGUAGACCCUUCAACUGGUGAACUGCAGUCCUUACAAAUGCCAGAGAGUGACAACCCAAGCUCUCUGAAUCCAGCUGAAGCUCCCACUAACACAGGACCAACAGGACUGCGAGAGGCCGCGCUCUAUCCUCAUCUUCCACCAGAAGCAGACCCCCGUCUCAUUGAAUCCUUGUCCCAGAUGUUGUCAAUGGGGUUUUCUGAUGAAGGAGGCUGGCUCACUCACCUGCUGCAUUCCAAGAACUACGACAUUGGGGCAGCUCUGGAUACCAUCCAGUAUGCCAAGCAAGCAAAAACUUCCAAAUAGCACCUGUGUAAUUCAUAAUUCUUAAAGCAAAUUGUUAAGGCUGCUGCAACUGAGUAGCCUACCUUUUUAUAUCUUUUGGCCCCUGCAAGGCUCUGAUUGUCUUUCCAUAUUCUAAGUUCAUACUAUCAAUAAAGAUUCGCAUUAACUUUCCCCGCUUAA
This is a messenger RNA of Podarcis muralis (Common wall lizard), 1834 nucleotides long. RefSeq names its product sequestosome 1 (gene SQSTM1). Gene Ontology annotation, cellular component: aggresome; amphisome. Gene Ontology annotation, molecular function: K63-linked polyubiquitin modification-dependent protein binding; zinc ion binding; protein kinase C binding. The record is from RefSeq and is a predicted model, not a curated record. Gene Ontology annotation, biological process: endosome organization; aggrephagy; mitophagy. NCBI's taxonomy places the organism in Eukaryota, Metazoa, Chordata, Lepidosauria, Squamata, Lacertidae.